Molecule: messenger RNA, 882 nt
Organism: Rotaria sordida
Lineage: Eukaryota; Metazoa; Rotifera; Eurotatoria; Philodinida; Philodinidae
Source: the annotation of a GenBank genome assembly
AACUCUUCAAUAGACAAUCAAAUUCUUGAUAGAAUAUGUGAAAAAAUCUUACCUCGAAUUUAUCAUCAAGUAGAGAAACUUACCGUUGAAUCACAUUCAAUGAAACGUAUUCUUCCUACUGUCAAUUUUCCUCAACUUUAUUCGUUAUCAGUUGUUAAUUUUCAAGAAGAAGUACUUUUACAAUGUUUGACAGAUGAUUCAGUUCUUCGUAAUCUUCUUACUCAACAAAUCACACAUCUUAAUAUCGAUAUUCAGGAUCAAGAAUCAAGAGAAUCCUCUGAAAUUCUAACAAAUUUAUUUGCCUUGAUCAUAUCUUUAUGUACACGAUUAAUCAAUUUGAAUUUUUGUCAAGUGUUACCCGAUCGAAGCUUGCCGAUGUGUGUGUAUAAUCUAUUAUCAACAAAUUGUAUAUCUUCAAGUUUAACUAAAUUAAAAAUUAAUGUCAAAACUUUUGAUGAUUGUCUUUAUCUCCUUGAUGGACGUUUCGAUUGUUUAUCGACAUUGAUUAUUUAUGUGACCAAAAUUUCAUUUACGUCAUCAAACAUAGAUAACACAAAAAAACUUCCCAAAUUGAAAUCUUUCUCAUUAACUUCGAUUACUUACACAUUAGUUUAUGACAUGUGUAUUAUUCCAUUACUUCGUCGAAUGAUAAAUCUUGAAGAAUUAAUAUUAUAUCUGUCCUUAAUAAGAUUUGACUCUACUUAUGUUGAUGGUAUUCAAUUAUCUGAUCAAAUUCUUAUUUAUAUGCCACAAUUAAACAAAUUUACUUUCAGUAUUAACAUAUGGGUUGACAACAAAAAUACUAUAAUUGAUCUUUCAUCAAAUGAAGACAUUCAACACAGUUUUAUUGGAAAAGGAUAUGGACCAGUUGCUUCGAAAUAA